Molecule: messenger RNA, 3277 nt
Organism: Phlebotomus argentipes
Lineage: Eukaryota; Metazoa; Arthropoda; Insecta; Diptera; Psychodidae
Gene: Prm
Product: paramyosin, long form
Exons: 12
Coding region: 205-2835 (876 amino acids)
Cellular component (GO): myosin complex
Source: RefSeq, a predicted model, not a curated record
GGACUGAUCGAAUCAGUAGAUCGUCAGCCUUGCUCCGGCGCAACAAAACUUUCUCGGGUGAUUCGGUGGUUCGCGACAGUUCAACUUUCGAGUCGAGAAAGCUCACGAGUGGUCAAUUGUUUGUGAUUUUGCAGCCUCUUAGAGGAAAUCCGUCUGUGUCAGUCGUCAAAGUGAAAUAAAAGCCCCGAGGAGAGCUUUUUCAAAAUGUCCACAGCCGUAAAAACAUCGAAAUAUUCCUACCGAUCGACAGGAGGCGGAAGUGCCGAUGUCAACAUUGAAUACAGUGCCGAUUUGAGUGCUCUCUCUCGCCUCGAGGACAAAAUCCGUCUCCUCCAGGAUGAUUUGGAAAGCGAGAGGGAGCUCCGUCAAAGGAUUGAGCGCGAGAAGGCCGACCUUAGCGUCCAGGUGAUCGCCAUGUCUGAGCGUCUCGAAGAAGCUGAGGGUGGUGCUGAGAAUCAGUUCGAGAUGAAUCGCAAGCGAGAUGUGGAGAUGACGAAACUCCGCAAAUUGCUGGAGGACGUGCACCUGGAGUCUGAGGAGACGGCCCACUUGCUGAAGAAGAAGCACCAGGAGGUCAUGGUUGACUUCCAGGAGCAACUCGACCUGCUGACCAAGGCGAAAGUGAGGGCCGAGAAGGAAAAGUCCAAAUUCCAAUCUGAGGUCUACGAACUGCUCUCCCAAGUGGAGACGGUGAGCAAGGAGAAGGUCCUGGUUGUGAAGCAGGUGGAGAAGCUGGAAGUGCACAUCUCUGAGUUGAACGUGCGCAUUGAGGAGCUCAACCGCACUGUCCUGGACAUCACGGCCCACAAGACCCGUCUGUCUUCUGAGAACAUCGAACUGGUGAAGGAGGUGCAGGACCUCAAAGUCAACAUCGAAGCCGUCAUAUACUCCAAGUCUCAGGUCGUGACCCAACUCGAGGAUGCCCGUCGUCGUCUUGAGGAUGAGGACCGCCGCCGAUCCACCCUGGAAGCCAGCCUGCACCAAGUGGAAAUCGAACUCGACAGCGUCCGCCUGCAGCUGGAGGAGGAGUCCGAGGCCCGUCUGGAUCUCGAGCGUCAGCUGGUCAAGAUGACCGGCGAGGCUCAGUCCUGGCGCGCCAAGUACGAUGCCGAGGCUGCCGCUCGUGCUGAGGAGAUCGAGGAGUUGCGUCGCAAGUACACCGCUCGCAUCCAAGAACAGGAGGAACACAUCGAGUCUCUGCUGGUGAAACUCAACAAUCUGGAGAAGCAGAAGAGCCGCCUUCAGAGCGAGGUUGAGGUGCUCAUUAUCGAUCUGGAGAAGUCCAAUGCCACGGCUAGGGAGCUCCAGAAGCGCGUUGACACCCUUGAGCGCACCACCAUUGAAUUGAAGACACGCCUGGAUGAGACAGUUGCCCUCUACGAAGGUGCCCAGCGUGAUCUCCGCAACAAGGCCGCCGAGAUUCAGCGUCUCAACCACGAAUUGGACAAGGUCAAGGAGCAAAACAACACUCUGUUCCGCGAAAACAAGAAACUGGGAGAUGACCUCCACGAAUGCAAGGCCAUCAUUUCUGAGUACACCCGUCGCCUCCACGAGUUCGAACUGGAGGUUCGUCGUCUGGAGAACGAACGCGAUGAACUUACCGCCGCCUACAAGGAGGCCGAAGCCGGUCGCAAAGCUGAGGAACAGCGUGCUCAGCGUCUGGCCUCUGAGUUCAACUCCUUCCGCCACGAGGCUGAACGUCGUCUUGCUGAGAAGGAUGAGGAAAUCGAAGCCAUUCGCAAGCAGACCGCUCUGGAGAUCGAACAGCUCAACGCACGCGUGGUGGAGGCGGAGACCAAGCUGAAGACCGAAGUGGCACGCAUCAAGAAGAAGCUCCAGAUCACCAUCACAGAGCUGGAGAUGUCCCUGGACGUGGCCAACAAGACCAACAUCGAUCUGCAGAAGACCAUCAAGAAGCAGUCCCUGCAACUCACCGAACUCCAGUCCAGCUACGAGGAGAUGCAGCGUCAGUUGCAGCAGACCCUCGACCAGUACGCCGUGGCUCAGCGCCGCCUCACGUCAAUGACUGCCGAAUUGGAUGAGGUGCGUUCCAACUACGAUGUGGCCCUGCGUGGAAAGCGCUCCGCCGAGCUGGCCGUGGAGGAGUGUGGUACUCGCAUCACCGAAUUGAGCAAUGUCAACGUGAGCCUCGCCUCGGCCAAGGUUAAGAUCGAACAGGAGUUGCAAGUGAUCGCCAGCGACUACGAGGAGGUGACCAGGGAAUUGCGCAUCAGUGACGAGCGCUACCAGAAAGUUCAGGUAGAGCUGAAGCACACAGUCGAACUUCUGCACGAAGAACAGGAGCGUGUGGUGAAGAUUGAGGCCAUCAAGAAGUCCCUCGAGGUUGAGGUCAAGAACCUCUCGGUCCGCCUGGAAGAGGUGGAGACGAACGCUAUUGUGGGCAGCAAGAGAAUCAUCAGCAAACUGGAGGCGCGCAUCCGCGAUUUGGAACUGGAACUUGAAGAAGAGAAGCGACGACAUGCCGAAACCAUCAAGAUCCUGAGGAAGAAGGAGCGCACGGUCAAGGAAGUGAUGAUCCAAUGCGAGGAGGACCAGAAGAAUGUGCUGCUCUUGCAGGAGGGCCUGGAAAAAGCCAACGCCAAGAUCAGCUUGUUCAAGCGUCAGCUUACGGAACAGGAGGGCAUGUCUCAACAGUCCGUCACCCGUGUCCGUCGCUUCCAGCGCGAACUGGAGGCCGCCGAGGAUCGUGCCGAUGUGGCCGAAACCAACUUGAACCUGAUCCGCGCCAAGCAUCGCACCUUCGUCACGACAUCCUCUGUUCCCGGCUCCCAGGUUUACCUCGUCCAGGAGACCAGGACAACAACCACCGAUUAAGCCGUGACAUCCAUUCGAAUUUUAUCUCAGACACACACCAUUUUACCUUUUUUCGGACAGAUAUUCUCUUUCCCCCAUUUCACGAACCCCUUCCCCCUAUUUUAUUGUCUUUCUGUCUUAGUUUCUUUAUUUUUUAUUAUCAAAUCAAUUCUGUCAUCGCGCGAGAGAAAGCAAAAUUAAAAAUAUGCACAACAUUCCCGGCCAACUGAGGGAGAUUGGAAGCGGAGACACACGCCAUCAUCACUCCUUUUUCACUCUUUUCCCCCAAAAUGAAAAACAAUCAAACAACGAGCGACACAGAGGGCGCAAUUUGCCGGGAUCCUCUUUGAGAAAAAAAUAAAAAACUCACACACAGAAACUUAGAACUCUACUUGAGAGAGAAAUCAUUUUAUAAAGAGAGAUAAUUAUGAUAUUAAAUAAAAAGGAUAUUUUAAAAAGUCCA